AUGCCCCCAGCAACACCCGCCAACGACGAGUCGCACCAGCUGCUUCUCAACCAGCUUGACAUCGCCAACGUCCACAAACCAUACCGCAACCCAAACUGGAAACCCUCCCAGCGUCGCAAUAAGAAUCUAAAACAAAUCAUCUCCGAGAGUUCACGAAAAGAAGCAUCCGUCAUGGCCACUCAAGCCAACUCCGGCGCGACCACCCCCUUCCCUGCCACAGGAGGAACGACCACCGAUGGCGCCCAGACACCAGCCGAAGGAGCUGGCAAAGCUCCCAACCUGGCUCAAGCCGCGCAGAACUUGUCCACUUUGGUUCUAGAGAAGAACGCGAGAGCCAAUUUCCCAACUGGACCAGCAAUUACCUACACGAAUAUCGAAUCCGCACCUUCGCUGAGCCCAGCUCAUUCACGACACUAUUGCGAUAUCACUGGUCUGUCAGGUCCGUACACUGACCCCAAGACCAGACUACGGUACCACGACAAGGAGAUCUUUGGAGUCAUUCGGAAUCUAUCGCAGGGUGUGCCGGAGACCUACCUGGAAGCUCGUGGCGCGCAUACCAUUCUGAAAUAA
This is a messenger RNA of Penicillium angulare, 570 nucleotides long. RefSeq lists its product as uncharacterized. Gene Ontology annotation, biological process: chromatin remodeling. Gene Ontology annotation, cellular component: Ino80 complex. The coding region runs from base 1 to 570 and encodes 189 amino acids. The record is from RefSeq and is a predicted model, not a curated record. NCBI's taxonomy places the organism in Eukaryota, Fungi, Ascomycota, Eurotiomycetes, Eurotiales, Aspergillaceae. The transcript has a single exon.